AAGUUUGACGAUGCGGUGUUGCAGGCGGACAUGAAGCACUGGCCAUUCACGGUGAUGAGUGACGCGGGGAAAAUCCAGGUGGAGCACAAGGGGGAGAACAAGUCCUUCUACCCUGAGGAGGUGUCUUCCAUGGUCCUGGUGAAGAUGAAGGAGAUUGCCGAAGCCUACCUGGGCCAGGAGGUGUCGAACGCCGUCAUCACGGUUCCAGCUUACUUCAACGACUCCCAGCGUCAGGCCACCAAGGACUCAGGAGUGAUCGCCGGCCUCAACGUCCUGAGGAUCAUCAACGAGCCCAAGGCGGCCGCCAUUGCCUACGGUCUGGACAAAGGCAAGAGCAGCGAGCGCAAUGUCCUGAUCUUUGACCUGGGCGGGGGCACCUUCGACGUCUCCAUCCUGACCAUCGAAGACGGCAUCUUUGAGGUGAAGUCCACGGCCGAAGACACUCAUCUGGGUGGAGAGGACUUUGACAACCGCUUGGUUAACCACUUUGUGGAGGAGUUCAAGAGAAAGUUCAAGAAGGACAUCAGCCAGUACAAGACGGCUUUGAGGAGGCUCCUACAGCUUUUUUUACUCAAAAAUUUGAUUCGGGGCUUAUUAAAAAAGAUCCAGGGCUUUAGCCCCGAAUAA
Molecule: messenger RNA, 627 nt
Organism: Gadus morhua (Atlantic cod)
Lineage: Eukaryota; Metazoa; Chordata; Actinopteri; Gadiformes; Gadidae
Product: heat shock 70 kDa protein-like
Exons: 1
Coding region: 31-627 (198 amino acids)
Molecular function (GO): ATP-dependent protein folding chaperone; ATP binding
Source: RefSeq, a predicted model, not a curated record